GACUUUUCUACAACUUCAAAAACCCAGAGAGCAUUGUCUAUUUAAAAACCCCUUCUCAUUACAUUUUGUCCCAGAGUAACCAAAAGAAAUUUGAAAAUUUUCUUCUUCUUACUUCAACAGGCCUUGCAGAACGAAAUUGAACCCAAAAAUGCAGCUCAAAGAAUCCAUUUACAAGACCAGACACUACAUUCAUAGAACUCUCCGAAACCUCAAAUCGUCACUCUUAGGAGAUUACCAAAAACUACCUAAAACUCCUCAUGUUAAUCCUCUCUUUAAUCCCAAAAUGCAGGAUUUGGAUAAUUUCUACAAAGAUUUCUCCCAACAUUGGGAUUCUGAUCAUAAUAAGGUGCUGAAGAAAAAGAAAAACGGUCGAUUUUCGGUGAAAGAAAAAAGAAAGAGAGAUGAAAAAUCAUCAUGCAGUGGAAGGUCCAUGAAUGGUGCAAGAAAAGAAGAGAAGAAAGAUGAAUCUAAUAUUGUGUGCCAGACGUGCAUGGAAGGGAAACAAGUGGGGUCCAGUUCAAAGAUUGUAAAUGGUUUAGCACAUAAGAUGAAAGAAUUGGAAAUGUUUGAUAUGAAUGAUUUGGACCAUGUGAUGGAUGUGGAAGAGGUGAUGCAUUAUUAUUCUAGGCUUACAUGUCCACUUUACCUUGACAUUGUUGACAAAUUUUUCAUGGACGUGUAUAGGGAGUUGCAUCCUCCACAACCCUUGGUCGACCAUUAAAUUCAAAGACCACGUUGAAGAUGAAAUUUGAAUAAAUAGAUUUAUGUGCAUUCAAUGGUCUAAGCUUUUAGACGAAGUUAUUAAAUAGAAUUGGAUAUUUUUGUUUUC
Olea europaea var. sylvestris is the source of this 829-nucleotide messenger RNA. RefSeq lists its product as uncharacterized. The record is from RefSeq and is a predicted model, not a curated record. NCBI's taxonomy places the organism in Eukaryota, Viridiplantae, Streptophyta, Magnoliopsida, Lamiales, Oleaceae. Bases 149 to 721 code for a protein of 190 amino acids. The transcript has 2 exons.